GAGAGGGGCCGCAACUUCGGGAAGAUGAAUGUGAAGAACCAAGAUGUACUGCUGGAUUUGGAGGGGGAGGAGGAGGAGGAAGAUGAUGAUGAUGGGGAGAUCGUCUUGGAACUGAACCAGGUGAUUAUUCCUACUUACGGAACUGUACCGGAUCAACAAAACCUUCAUACUGCUGAAUGGGUGGAUUUUGAUGAUAAGCCUGACUCCUUGUUCUUCAGUGAUGGGCAGCGAAGAAUUGACUUUGUUUUGGUAUAUGAAGAUGAAAGUAAAAAAAUUACUCAUAAGAGGAGUGAUCGUAAAAACCAUAAGAGGAAGAGACAAGUAUAUGAAUCAAACCUGAUAAACAACGGCUUGCAACUAGAAGCAACGAGGUCGGUUUUGGAUGAGAAACUUAUUUUUGUGAAAGUGCAUGCACCUUGGGAAGUGCUGUGCACAUAUGCCGAGGUUAUGCAUAUCAAAUUGCCUCUGCAACACAAUGACCUGAAAACCCAAGACUCAGCUUUCAACUGGUUUAGUAGACUCUUCAGAGUGGACGAAAAUAUCAUCAAACCUGAGCAAGAGUUUUUCACUGCCCCUUUUCAAAAGGAACAUUUGACAAACUUUUAUAUCCAUGACAAAGACACAUUUUUCAAUCCUGCAACCAGAAGCCGAAUUGUUCAUUUUAUCCUGUCCCGUGUGGAAUAUGCAACCAAAAAUAAUGUGAAAAAGUUUGGCAUUAACAAAUUACUGGACACUGGAAUCUACAAAGCAGCAUUUCCCCUUCAUGAUUCUAAUUUUAAGCACCUCUCAACCGAUCCCAACUGCCCAAAUGAACGAUAUCUUCUUUACAGAGAAUGGGCUCAUCCUAAAAACAUCUUCAAACUACAACCCCUGGAUUUCAUCAGGAAAUACUAUGGAGAGAAAAUUGGCAUCUACUUUGCGUGGCUGGGCUUUUACACCAAUAUGCUGACUGUGGCCGCGGUUGUAGGAGUUGGCUGUUUUCUUUAUGGGUGCCUGACAAAGGACAACUGCACAUGGAGCCAAGAAGUAUGUGAUCCCAACAUAGGAGGUAAUAUCAUAAUGUGCCCUCAGUGUGAUAAAGUAUGUACCUACUGGAACCUCACCAUCACUUGUGAAUCAUCCAAGAAACUCUGUAUAUUUGAUAGCUUUGGAACACUGGUAUUUGCAGUAUUUAUGGGGAUAUGGGUUACUUUGUUUUUGGAGUUUUGGAAGCGACGGCAGGCUGAACUGGAGUAUGAGUGGGACACAGUUGAGUACUUGGAGCAAGAAGAACAAAUUCGCCCAGAAUAUGAAGCUCGGUGCACUCAUGUAGUAAUGAAUGAAAUCACACAGCAAGAAGAACAUGUGCCAUACACUGCCUGUGGGAAGUGCAUACGGAUGACUUUCUGUACAAGUGCCAUCUUCUUCUGGAUCCUUUUGAUUAUUGCUUCAGUUAUUGGAAUCAUUGUCUACAGGCUCUCAGUUUUCCUGGUGUUCUCUGCAACAUUGUCACAGCACCUUAGUGGAACCGAGGCGAUCCGCAAGUACCUGACUCCACAGACAGCCACUUCAGUGACCGCUUCUGUCAUCAGCUUUGUAGUCAUUAUGAUUCUCAACAUCAUCUAUGAAAAAGUGGCAAUCCUGAUUACCGACUUCGAACUUCCAAGGACACAGACUGAUUAUGAAAACAGUCUGACCACAAAGAUGUUCUUGUUCCAAUUUGUCAACUACUAUUCUUCAUGCUUCUACAUAGCCUUCUUUAAGGGGAAAUUUGUAGGUCACCCUGGAAAUCCAGUUUAUUGGCUGGGAAAGUAUCGCAAUGAAGAGUGUGAUCCAGGUGGAUGUCUUCUUGAGCUCACAACCCAGCUUGCCAUCAUAGUAGGAGGUAAAGCUAUCUGGAACAAUAUUCAAGAAGUGCUUCUUCCCGUGGUCAAGAACCUAAUUGGAAGAUACUCUGCAGCUGCUAGAUCAGAAAAAGUUGUUCCACGGUGGGAAGAAGACUACCACCUGCAGCCCAUUGGAAAACUUGGAUUGUUUUAUGAGUAUCUUGAAAUGGUUAUACAGUUUGGCUUUGUGACUCUGUUUGUGGCAUCAUUCCCCCUGGCUCCUCUUCUGGCUCUUAUUAACAACAUGUUGGAAAUCCGGUUGGAUGCGUGGAAGCUGACAACCCAAUUCAGGCGCAUGGUUCCGCAGAAGGCACAAGACAUUGGUGCCUGGCAACCCAUCCUGCAGGGCAUAGCCAUUCUGGCUGUGGUCACCAAUGCUAUGAUCAUUGCUUUUACAUCUGACAUGAUUCCUCGUCUGGUUUAUUACUGGUCCUUUUCAGUCCCUCCUUAUGGGAGUCACAGCAGUCACACUAUGAAAGGGUAUAUAAACAGCACACUUUCUAUCUUCAAUGUAUCAGACUUCAAGAACGCAAGCAAGCCAUUUUCCCCUUGGUUUGGGAACCAAACCACAUGCAGAUACCGGGAUCUCCGCUACCCUCCUGGUCACCAGCACCAGUAUGAGCACAACAUAUACUACUGGCAUGUCAUUGCAGCCAAGCUGGCUUUUGUCAUUGUCAUGGAGCAUGUCAUAUAUUUUGUGAAGUUUAUUAUUUCAUAUGCAAUUCCGGAUGUAUCACAAAAGACCAAGAGCAAGGUCAAACGAGAGAAGUACCUCACACAAAAACUCUUGCACGAGAACAAUCUCAAAGUUGUGAAAAAAAACAUGGGUAAAAUAGCUGACAAAGUUACCAAAGGAGCAGACAGCACUUUCCGACCCAAAGCUGAAUAAGUAAUUUUCAUAUAGAAUAACAGUAUUUAGCCAACUACAACCUGUCCAGAUAUUACCUAUAGCUAAUAAAACACUUUGGAUUAAUUCUCUUUACUAAACAUUAUUUCUUGUAACUGUUUCAUUUACCAGUUUCCCUUAGACAAAUGCAACCACUGCAACUCAGAUUAGAGUUACCAAUUUUUUAAACAGCUUUAGUGGGACUUUUUUUUAACAUGUGAAGAUAAAAAUUACUUAUCAUCUAAAGGCAACGCAGAUUAACUCCCAAAUAUAUAGAGUGCUUUGUACUUUUUUUAGGCAUCAGCUACUAGAUAACUAGUUUGAACGGAAUACAAAUGAUUUGUGGUAAGAAUAUCAUCACAUCUAAUGAAGAGUUUUGAUUGCUUGCUAAUACAAACUUCAACUAUAAAAUGAAGAGGAAAAGCCAAAAUAUGAAGGAAAGAGAAAGAAAAUACAACUCAAAAUCAUGUUGUUAAGCCAUUGGAAUUGACAUGCUAAGAGCAGUUGUUUGCUACCCUGAAUUAUUUAUGCAUACUGAGACUUAAAUGGAUAAAACAAGAUAUUUCAAUUAAUCAUGGACUUGGAUCACAAGAAGCAACAGGACUGUAAGCCCAUCCUGUUCAUCAAUCUCAGUGUAAACAGGAGAAUUGCCUUUGAAAUCAAUGCAUACAAACUAACACUCCAAGUGAGUAAAAAACUCAGGCAUUUUAUCUUUCCCCGGUCAAUGUAUUUUCAUUAGUUGACUUGCCCGUUCUACACUAAAUGCCCAAAGCCUUGAAGGUCUCCUACCUGUAAAAGCAAUAAGUGUUAUAAGUCUUUUCACGUACUAAAUCAAUAUUUGUGGAGGGCUGUCUUUUGCAUUUCUCUCACACCAGGAGCACUGCGCUCUUCCCUGAGAUUUUGACAUGGGAUGAAUGUGCAGCUGGACCUGUUAUGAUACAACAGUGUGAUAAAGUGAGUUCUGACAAGACUGUGAAUCUAUUGAAACUGGAGUUUGGAAUAAACCAUUUAGUAGGCCUUAACCAUGCUACGGAGCUUUAAAUAACGGGGAAGGAUGUUAGAGGUGUGGAGGCAUGUGCUACAGCCAUCAGUCAUCUUCAAAUUAGGCUGAAGAUCUGCUUGGCUAUUUUGGGACCAGCCGCAAACUGGGAAAUAGGGAAGUAGAGACAGUAGAGACUGCUAUGUGUCUGCAGCAGUGAUAUUCCAGAUUAUUAACUUGCUUUCUCUUUUAACGGUUUUAAUGGACCAAUUUCUAUAAAUUUCUAUAAAUCACAAAAACCCAAAUCUUGUUAAAAAAGCAAAGCUAUGUUUGUAAUCUAUAAACCAGGUGAUUACUUUGUGUUUGUAAUUUUGUACUCUUAAAUGCAAUAGAUAGGCAGAAUUUUUAGGCACAUUAUUCAUAUCCGUUUUUACUUAUUAAGAAUUUCAUUUGCAGAAACUAAGUAGCAUUUGUAAGAUAAAUAUUAUUCCAUUAAUAAUCAGAAGGAAUCAAACCUUUGAAUUUUGUAGCAAAACUUCCAAAUACUGGCUGCUGUGUAGCUCAAGCCUGUCUUUUGAAGAGAAACAUACAGAACCAUAGGAUCAUUUAGGUUGGAAAAGACCUGGAAGAUCAUCCAACCAUCAAAUCAAGACUGCCAAAUCCAUAACCAUGUCCUGGAGUGCAACUUUUACAUGUCUUUUAAGUAUCACUCUCUGGGCCCAGCUGUCCAGCCAGUUUUUUUACCCAGUGAACAGUAUGUCUGUCCAAACCAUGAGCAUCAGCUCAGUACCCUUGGAUGGAUCCUGUCCAAAUCCAGAGACCUGUGUGUGUCUAAGUGGCGCAGCAGAUUACUGACCAUUUCCCCUUGGAUUAUGAGGACUUCAUUCUGCUCUCUGUCCCUGUCUCCCAGCUCAGGGAGCUGAGUACUCGAGGGGCAACUAGUUUGACUACUAAAGACUGAGCCAAAGGUAGCUUUAAGUACCUCAGCCUUUUCCUCCUUCAUUGUUACUGUGUUUCUCCCCCAUAUCCAAUAAAAGAUGAAGAGUCUCCUUAGUCCUCCUUUUGUUGCUAAUAUAUUUAUAAAAACAUUUUUCGUUGUCUUUUACAACAGUAGCCAGAUGAAGUUCUAGCUGUGCUUUGGUUUGGCCCUUCUAAUUUUCUCCCUGUAUAACCUCACAACAUCCUUGGUAGUCCUCCUGAGCUGCCUGCCCCUUCUUCCAAAGGUUUUAAACUCUCCUUUCUUGCAUGAUACCAGCCAAAGCUCUCUGUUCAGCCAGGUCAGUCUUCUUUUCCUCUUUUUAGUAUUUCCAAGGAUGGAGACUCCACAACCUCCCUGGGCAACCUCCCUGCCAGUGUUCAGUCAUCCUCACCGUGAAAAAGUGUUUCAGUUUGUGACCACUGCUUCUGGUCCUGUCACUGCACAUGGCAUACCAAAUUUUUGGUUAAAACAGUGUUUCUUUCCAAAAAACUGUUUCAACUGUUUCAAGGAACAAUUUUAUUGAAAUACUCAGGACUUUCUUGUGCAAAAUGAGUUGGGUUAGAAAGGACAGCCAGCUCCUUUCGUACUUGCAGCUUUUGAUUUUAGCUUUCAGCUGGCCCUUUCCCAUGUGCAGUGGCGUUCAGAUGAGAGAUACCAUUUUCAUUCUUCCGUUAGUGAUCACAGCACUAGUGUGCCUUUAAUACCUUUCCAGAUGCUAUGUUAGAAGGCUGGGGCAGGGAAGAAGGCAUUCUGUGGUAAGGGAGGGACAAAUGCAGGGCAAAGUGGACCAUUUCAGGUAAUUAUUUGGUCUUCUGGUAGCAUUUGUAGCCUUCUUUGAGAGGUAAAGAGACUAGGAAAAAAGGAAUUGAAUGUCUUGCCUGGGGUCAUACUGUGAGCAAUGGCAGAGCUUAAGGCUGAUUUUCAGGAGUGCCUGGUCUUUUGCUCCUUGUUUGAUUCCUGUGGGCUCUCCAAGUUGUUCCUUUUUACAUUGGUUGGCACCAUUUCCUUAAGGGGGAGUUGGCCCUCAGUGUCAUCGGGAGUUUAUAUUCCUGCCUUUAAAAUAAGGAUUUAAAAAACCACACUGUAUCAGCAAAGCGUGUGUAUCUGACUUGAGCUCCUCCCAUAAUAAAAUCCUAAUCAGCUUUGAAUGUGUUUCUACUUAACCAUUUUUGUUCAAAUGACAAGUGUGCUUUUGAAAGUGGUCUUCCACUUGUCCCCAUUUUCUGGGCAGUUCUCCCCAUCACAGACUGGUCUCAGUGCACAUGGACUGACUUCCUCUUGGUUUAAACUGAACUAGAAAGCAGGGUUUAGAUAUGCACUUAAUUGUCACUGUCAGGCACUCAGUAGGCAGAGCUGAAACCGGAGCUAGGCUGAAGAGAGCAGUGAGUGCUGCGUGGGAAUCACCUAGUCAACAUUAACUUUUUGCUCUAGUGAUUUACUUCUGAAAUGCCAUGCUCCUUGCUAAUGUAGCUGUAACAUUUCAUUUCAGAAGACAUUACAUCAGGAAUUCUGUUCAGUUUGCCAUGUGCACAGUGUUAUCCACAGCAGAUUUCUGAGUGAGAAAACCAACAGAGUGCGUAAUAAUUGCAUUUUAAUAACUUGAUUUAAGCUGUGCAAUUUCUGUAGCCUCUACCUCCAAGUGCUGAAAUGUGCUUUGCUUGUACACAGGGAGCUCUGCAGAGGCAUCAGAACAAAAUGCUGGGGGAGGCAGUUGCCAAAAAAUGAGUAUUUGUAACAUUUUUUUUUAGGCUGGGUCAUUUUAAUUAAAGAUCUGCUUGAAGGGAAAACUAACAUUUAUUUUAAAUUGAUGGUACCUUUUUUUCUUUCACACUUGAUAUGUAGGCCAGACUCUUACUUUGUACAGAUCUGUUGAAGUCAGGGUGAAUUUGGACCAGUGACAGUUUCACUGCAUUAACAAGACCAUAAGUUACAGACUGUUGUCACUGUUUUAGACUGUGUAUAUGAUGAUAAAAUUCAGAAUGUAAGAAUGUAUGUUUUGUAUUUUUUCUAAGAAUGUUCGCUAUUAGUUUCUGAAUAUUAAGAUUUCUUUAUAUUUAUUGUCAUUAAAGUCUAUUUUAAAAUAACAGUACAUCUGAUGUUGUUUAGCAUUGUGUGAUUUUCUGUGAACGAUAUUUCUGCUGCCAAAUGCCACAUUUAAAUUAUUACAAUGUCAUCCCUAUCUAAUUUCCAUAUUCAUCCUCUUUUUCAAUCUUUUUCCGUUAAACUGUUAC
Molecule: messenger RNA, 6940 nt
Organism: Lepidothrix coronata (blue-crowned manakin)
Lineage: Eukaryota; Metazoa; Chordata; Aves; Passeriformes; Pipridae
Gene: ANO6
Product: anoctamin 6
Exons: 20
Coding region: 25-2754 (909 amino acids)
Biological process (GO): calcium activated phosphatidylserine scrambling; chloride transmembrane transport; calcium activated phosphatidylcholine scrambling
Cellular component (GO): plasma membrane
Molecular function (GO): chloride channel activity; protein dimerization activity
Source: RefSeq, a predicted model, not a curated record